CAACAACAACGAAACCAUGUCGGCCCAACUGGCAUCACUGGUUAGCAAAAGAAUCCUAGGAGAAACAGCUCGGAACCAUUUUGGACAAGAGGACCCCUAUUUCGAACAAGUCCCCGCCUCGCGCCUCAAUCGUGCCUUCGGGAAGAAAACACAGAAGCGGCGCAAGGCGAUCCCCCCCGGCUUGUCUGAGAACGACAGCAAGGUCUUGACCCAGGUCAAGAGACGGGCCUACAGGCUGGACCUGUGCCUCUUCAGCCUGUGCGGAAUCCGCUUUGGCUGGGGAAGUGUGAUAGGACUGUUCCCUUUUAUUGGUGAUGGGGCCGAUGCCGCGCUUGCCUUGAUGGUGGUGAGGACCUGCGACAAAAUCGACGGGGGCCUGCCAUCACGCCUCCGCAUGAUGAUGCUGAUGAACAUCGUGCUCGACUUCUUCAUCGGCCUGGUCCCUUUCAUCGGCGAUGUCGCAGAUGCGGUGUACAAGUGCAACACGCGAAACGCCAUGCUCUUGGAGAAGCACUUGCGGCAGAAGGGAGCCAAGACCCUGUCGAGACACGACAGAAGGAAGGAUGACGAUAUAGACAUGAGUUUGCCGGACGAAUUCGACCGUUACGACGACACUGCCUUGCCUGAAGCGCCCGAUCACCGAAGCCAGUCACACGGCAGACACCCCGAUGGUCCAGCCAAGCCGCAGGCAGCCAAGCAUCCGCAGAGAAACCGGUCGCAGGGAAGGUGGUUCGGCGGAAGAAGCCAUCGAGAGGGGGACCUGGAGACAGGAGUGGUCGAUAACUCGUAAUCUUCGAGAUGUACGCAGAACAGCGAGAGAGGCAUGAAUUUAUGACAUUUCCUGAGGUUUGGAGCCUGCCG
Molecule: messenger RNA, 861 nt
Organism: Aspergillus heteromorphus CBS 117.55
Lineage: Eukaryota; Fungi; Ascomycota; Eurotiomycetes; Eurotiales; Aspergillaceae
Product: DUF4112 domain-containing protein
Exons: 3
Coding region: 17-790 (257 amino acids)
Source: RefSeq, a predicted model, not a curated record